UCUUCUGCCACCAUGGCUGACAAGAAAGCUGCCUUUGGCGAUGCGGUGGAAGAACGUGUGAUCAAUGAGGAGUACAAAAUAUGGAAGAAGAACACCCCUUUUCUUUAUGAUUUGGUGAUGACCCAUGCCCUGGAGUGGCCCAGUUUAACUGCCCAGUGGUUUCCAGAUGUAAUCAGGUCUGAAGGGAAAGAUUUCAGCACUCAUCGCCUUUUCCUGGGAACACACACACGUGAUGAACAAAACCACCCGGCGAUAGCCAGUGUCCAGCUCCCUAAUGAUGAUGCUCAGUUUGAUACAUCCCACUAUGACAGUGAAAGAGGAGAAUUUGGAGGUUUUGGCUCUGUCCGUGGGAAAAUUGAAAUAGAAAUCAAGGUCAACCAUGAAGGAGAAGUAAACAGGGCUCAGUACAUGCCCCAGAACCCUUGCAUCACUGCAACAAAGACUCCAUCCAGUGAUGUGCUUGUUCUCGACUACACAAAGCAUCCUUCUAAACCAGACCCUUCUGGAGAGUGCAGCCCAGAUUUAUGUCUCCAUGGACAUCAGAAGGAAGGUAAUGGUCUUUCUUGGAAUCCAAAUCUCAGCGGGCACUUACUUAGUGCUUCGGAUGACCAUACCAUCUGCUUAUGGGACAUCAGUGCAGUUCCAAAAGAAGGAAAAGUGGUGGAUGCAAAGACCGUCUUUACAGGGCACACAGCAGUAGUAGAGGACGUUUCCUGGCAUCUGCUCCACAAGUCUCUGUUUGGGUCAGUUGCUGAUGAUCAUAAACUUAUGAUUUGGAAUACUCGUUCAAACAAUACUUCCAAGCCAAGCCAAUGGGUCGAUGCUCACACUGCUGAAGUGAACUGCCUAUCUUUCAAUCCUUAUAGUGGGUUCAUUCUUGCCACAGGAUUAGCUGACAAGACUGUUGCCUUGUGGGAUCUGAGAAAUCUGAAACUCAAGUUGCAUUCCUUUGAAUCACAUAAGGAUGAAAUAUUCCAAGUUCAGUGGUCACCUCACAAUGAGACUAUUUUGGCUUCUAGUGGUACUGAUUGUAGGCUGAAUGUCUGGGAUUUAAGUAAAGCUGGAGAAGAACAGUCCCCAGAAGAUGCAGAAGAUGGCCCGCCAGAGUUGUUGUUUAUUCAUGGUGGUCACCCAGCCAAGAUAUCUGACUUCUCCUGGAAUCCCAAUGAACCUUGGGUGAUUUGUUCUGUAUCAGAAGACAAUAUCAUGCAAGUGUGGCAGAUGGCAGAGAACAUUUAUAAUGAUAAAGACCCUGAAGGAAGUGUGGAUCCAGAAGGACAAGGAUUCUAGACAUGUCUGCACUUGUGGUUUAGACUCCCCUUGUUUUCCUCUG
Messenger RNA from Peromyscus eremicus (cactus mouse), 1333 nucleotides. RefSeq names its product histone-binding protein RBBP4-like. Gene Ontology annotation, cellular component: nucleus; ESC/E(Z) complex; NuRD complex. Gene Ontology annotation, biological process: regulation of gene expression. Gene Ontology annotation, molecular function: histone binding. The record is from RefSeq and is a predicted model, not a curated record. Lineage: Eukaryota; Metazoa; Chordata; Mammalia; Rodentia; Cricetidae.